UCACCAAGUAUCUGCCCUUGCAAGCUGUUUCAUUCCUCUAGAUAAAUCAGAUGUAAAGGCAGAACUAAGAAAUGAACUUAACAGACCAUUGCAGCAGCUCCAAGGAAGUGCACGGAAAAUUGCAGAGCAGCAGGCCUUCCCUGAUGGACGUUAUCUACUCUUGGUCAAAGACUCAAAGUACUGACGUUGUUCUAUUUUUUGGUGAUCUGAAGGGGAAAGUUCCCCUCAGACAUUCAAGAAAGAGCACCCCAGGAAUAAAUUUGUUGCUGUUGUUGGAAAUGUAGCUGGAGAGCAGUGGAAAUCUAUUUCAUAAGUUCUGUGUCUAAUACGUAGGUUUGACAAUAAUGAAAGGAUGUAAAUAAAAGACUGAAACCAUGAGUUCCAAGUAAGGUUUAGCCAUAUCUCUGGAUAUCUAUUUUGAUUUAUCAUUGAUGUAGAAAGAUCAUUCAAAACAAAUCUUAUCAUGUUAAAGGAUUUGUGCCCGAUAUUCUAAUUUUUCAGAUCUCUGUAUGCAAAGAGAUGCAAUGAGA
Messenger RNA from Eruca vesicaria subsp. sativa (arugula), 530 nucleotides. Lineage: Eukaryota; Viridiplantae; Streptophyta; Magnoliopsida; Brassicales; Brassicaceae. The record is from the annotation of a GenBank genome assembly.